Messenger RNA from Rubroshorea leprosula, 445 nucleotides. NCBI's taxonomy places the organism in Eukaryota, Viridiplantae, Streptophyta, Magnoliopsida, Malvales, Dipterocarpaceae. The record is from the annotation of a GenBank genome assembly.
CCCCCAUCGGAUUACGUGGGAUGGGAUUUAAUUUUUACGGGACUUUAAUAAAACAAAAUAUCAUUCUUACCCUCUUCCCUCCUCUCAUCGUUGUCGUUCUCCGAUCCCAAGUUCCCAAGCUCUCUAUCACUCUUGUCACGGGCGCCAUAGCGGUAGCCGGUGCUACUUCGGCGUCAAGGUUUCCAUGGAUCGUCUAUUGCGAUGCUAGCACAUUUGUUCUUGUUUUGAAGUCCAUCAACUCUCCUACUCUUCAAUUCCGAUAAGUCUCUGACCCCUAUCCUUUUUUGGUUUAUCCAUUCCAGUAUUCAUCUACAAUUUGGUAGUGAUUAUGUUUGUAAUUGAUGAGUAGUUAUUUUGAGGAUUUUUCCCCAAUUGAUGAAGAUGAUCAUGGGUAUUUCUUUUAUAUAUAUAUAUAUAUAUUUGAAAUUAAAGUUGUGAAUAAUCA